Molecule: messenger RNA, 2492 nt
Organism: Anopheles merus
Lineage: Eukaryota; Metazoa; Arthropoda; Insecta; Diptera; Culicidae
Product: nuclear receptor subfamily 2 group E member 1-like
Biological process (GO): anatomical structure development; regulation of transcription by RNA polymerase II; cell differentiation
Molecular function (GO): RNA polymerase II cis-regulatory region sequence-specific DNA binding; nuclear receptor activity; zinc ion binding
Source: RefSeq, a predicted model, not a curated record
AGAAUACAAAAGUCAAACAAGAACCUUCAGUUGAGGUGACGAACGUGUUAGCGCCAAAGUGACAAAACUUGCGACGGAAAAGGAUAUAUUUGUACAGCUGAAAAAGUCAGCUUUAGCUACCGCGAGUGUUGUGCGAGUGAGUGAAGUGCUGUUCCAGUGUGUAUUGUUUUGUGUGUUUUCGCGACGGAAAAGAACUGCCGUGCUUAAAAUUUAGCUGCCUUGUUGAAGCCUUUGGGGCAAACAGGCUCACGGUGGAUUUCAAACUCAUUUGGCAACCGCGCAGAAUGGGAACAGGUGACAGAUUGCUAGACAUACCGUGCAAAGUGUGCGGCGACCGCAGCUCGGGCAAACACUACGGCAUCUACAGUUGCGAUGGUUGCUCAGGGUUCUUCAAGCGCAGCAUCCACCGGAAUCGGGUGUACACGUGCAAGGCGGCCGGUGAGCUGAAGGGCCGCUGUCCAGUAGAUAAGACCCACCGUAACCAGUGCCGUGCCUGCCGGCUUUCCAAGUGCUUCCAAUCGGCCAUGAACAAGGACGCCGUCCAACACGAGCGUGGCCCGCGGAAACCGAAACUCCAGCACCUGCAAGCGAACGGGGGCCACCCGGGCCAUCCCCAUCUGGCCGGCCCGUUCGUGAACAGUGCAUCGUACGGACACGCAAUGUCCCACUUCCCGCCCGGGCUGCACCAUUCCGCAAUGGCCGGCUCGAACGCGCUGCUGCACCAUCCCCAGCCGCUCUCCUUUGCACCGCUCGGCCACCAUAUCGGUCCCUCGUUACUGCCGCCGGUCAAGCUGGAACAGAACAAGUUCGAAUUUAGCCUCGGUACACCGAACGGUAGCAAUGGUGGCAACGGUGGUGGUGCCGGUCAAAUGUCGGGAGGCACGAACCUGCUCUCCCCGAUUAAGAUCGAGCACGGCAAAAUGAUGACGUCUGUCGGUGGGUUCGAGUUUUCCGCGGCCGGGCACGUGCAGCACAUGUACAAGUCGCUGGAACCGAUGCCUCCGUCGCCGACCGAUUCGAAGAGCUCGAUCAGCGUGGACUCGCCGUCGGAAAGUUUGACCAGCCCUCACUCGACCGUGGACGGCAGCUCAAGCGUGCUCAGCCACCCGAUCAACGCCACCAGCCUAAGCCUUCCGUCCCCGCUGUCGCAGAACGGUGUGCUCGACAUCCUGAUGAGCACGGACAAGUGCCAGGAGUUUAUCCAGUACCAGAUGCACAACAGUAGUAUUGCGUUCCCUGGGUUCACGCCCGUUAGCAGCGCCUCGAGUGGAAUUUCGGUCGCACCGCCGUUGCCGCCACCCACGCAUCAAGGUGUACCGCCGCCAUCGUCACUCGCGCCAUCACACCCACCAGGACAGGCCGCCUCAACAGCGACAGCUUCGCCCACGGGACUGGCGCAUCCACAACCAACGGCAGCAGCAGUAACGCCACAUCCACCACCACCACCGCCACCACUCGUUCCCCAUCCGAUCGCGCUGACUGCGCUGCCGCCCGAGGGUCCAACCAUCAUCAGGCUUCCUACCUGGGAGAUUUUGCAGGAAACUACGGCCCGGUUACUGUUCAUGUCCGUCCGAUGGGUGAGGUGCUUGAUCCCGUUUCAAACACUCUCCAAAAAUGACCAACACCUACUGCUACAGGAAUCGUGGAAAGAACUGUUCCUUCUCAACUUUGCCCAGUGGAGUGUACCGUGGGAUCUGAGCGGACUGCUCGAUUCGCCCCAGGUGCGGGACCGGUUGCCACCAGACGCAGCAACUCAGCUCGAGAUGAAGACGAUGCAGGAGAUUCUCUGCCGCUUUCGCCAGAUUUCGCCCGACCUAAGCGAGCUGGGAUGCAUGAAGGCGGUAAUCCUGUUUUCACCCGAAACGUCCGAACUGUGCGACGUCCAGCCGGUCGAGAUGCUACAGGAUCAGGCCCAGUGCGUCCUGUCCGAGCACGUCCGCGUUCGCUACCCACGCCAACCGACCCGGUUUGGGCGGCUUCUUCUACUCCUGCCGCUGCUCCGUACCAUCCGGUCCACCACCAUCGAGACGCUGUUCUUCAAAACGAUUGGUACCGUGCCCAUCUCCCGGCUCCUGAUCGACAUGUACCAGAUGGAAAAGUACACCGAUCUAGAGGGUGGCGGUGGUGGUGGUGGUGGUGGUGCAGGGACACCACCUACACCGAACGGUGCCCUAACGCCAAAGGCAUAAAUCGGAGCGACAGACUUCGGGUUUGCUAUUUUUUAUUUUCCCUGUCCAAAAAGAAGCAGAAAACCUAACCGCGCACAACAACGCUUCUCAUCGUUGUCCCAAUUACUGCAGUUUGCAUGUUACUGAGGGUAAAAGUAUUUUUCCAACGCUUCCGGCUGUUUGAGUUUUAUUCCACACGGUUACAGUUGUGCCCAGGAUUGGGGAUGUUCUUUUGUUUCUUCCUCCCUAGCUUCACUUUAUUUCGCUCAAUUUCACGUGUCCUCUUUUUGCUGAUUACAUGCUGGGCAACAACUUUUUGUCCUC